ACCACAUAAUACACAAAUCAAACAAAGACGCCUUUGCUUUAGUUAUAUUUAGCCCUCUGGUAAAGUCAACACACGGGUGUUUUAAAUGCCAUCCCAUAUCUGUGAAUGCCUAAAAAAAAAACAAAAAAAGAAAACGCGGAAGCCGAGUCAAGUUUUUCUGUUGUUUAUCUCCACACGGACAUCUCUGGCCAAUCCCAGCGCUAACCAUGCGGUGAAUGCAGCUGGGUGCUGAGGGUUGUUGUGGAGGGGGAGCAGCCGAGACCGAGACACCGAGUGACCGCUAGCUUCAUGUCAACCGCGCAGACGUUACUCAACCAGCGAGAAGCGGAAGAGGGAGAGACACGAGAGAGAGCGAGAGAGACAGGGGGGGGGACCCUGCUCGGAAAGGGAUAUUUCUGCGCCGUUUGAACCCGACAGAUAUUUCACAUCGAUUUAAGGGUUUAUUUUUUACUUAAACAAGAAAAGGAGCUCGGGAGUAUCAGCUUAGCCAACCGCCAUCUCUUCUCAGUCGGAGCGGCCGCCGUGUCUUCCUCACCAUGGGGAACGCUGCCACCGCCAAGAAGGGCAACGAGCUAGAGAGCGUGAAAGAGUUUCUAGCCAAAGCCAAAGAAGAUUUCUUACGGAAAUGGGAAUGCCCACCACAGAGCACAACGUGCCUAGAUGACUUUGAAAGAUUAAAGACCCUGGGUACUGGCUCAUUUGGAAGAGUCAUGCUGGUGAAACACAAAGGAACAGAGCAAUACUUUGCCAUGAAAAUACUGGACAAGCAGAAGGUGGUGAAACUCAAGCAAAUAGAACACACGUUAAAUGAAAAAAGGAUAUUACAGGCAGUGAGCUUCCCCUUUCUCGUCAAACUUGAGUAUGCGUUUAAGGACAACUCCAAUUUGUACAUGGUGAUGGAGUACGUUCCAGGAGGAGAGAUGUUUUCACACCUAAGACGAAUUGGAAGGUUCAGUGAACCACAUGCACGGUUUUAUGCCGCCCAGAUAGUGCUGACAUUUGAGUACCUCCAUUCACUAGAUCUCAUAUACAGAGAUCUGAAACCCGAGAACCUUCUCAUUGACCACCACGGCUACAUUCAGGUGACAGACUUUGGAUUUGCCAAGCGGGUAAAAGGCAGGACCUGGACGUUGUGCGGGACCCCGGAGUACCUGGCGCCAGAAAUCAUUCUCAGCAAAGGCUAUAACAAAGCUGUGGACUGGUGGGCUCUCGGUGUCCUCAUCUAUGAAAUGGCAGCUGGCUACCCUCCAUUCUUUGCAGAUCAACCAAUUCAGAUCUAUGAGAAGAUCGUGUCUGGGAAGGUGCGAUUCCCCUCCCACUUCAGCUCAGACUUAAAGGAUCUGUUGAGAAACCUACUGCAGGUGGAUCUGACAAAACGUUAUGGCAACCUGAAGAACGGAGUCAACGACAUCAAGGGCCACAAAUGGUUUGCCACAACAGACUGGAUCGCAAUCUACGAGAGAAAGGUGGAAGCCCCGUUCAUACCAAAGUGCAGAGGCCCAGGGGACACCAGCAACUUCGACGACUACGAGGAGGAGGAAAUCCGCGUUUCUUUAACGGAAAAGUGCGCAAAGGAGUUUGCAGAGUUUUAGGAUGCGAGAACAUGGAUAUAUCAGGGAAAUAAGGGGAUCUUUGCACUCUUCUAAAGACUUGGGAUGGAGCAGAGACCAUCGUUUUUCAGAUCUACUACAUAGUCCCUUCAUUCCAUCGGGCUGGAUGAGGUCGCCAUGAUCCUUUGGGUGCCGAUAACCUCUCACUGUCACAUACACCUGCGUAUUAAAGCAGACACACCACUUUUUUCUUUUUUCUUUUUUUUGUACCUACCCACUGUUUGUUUUUUUUUUUUUUUACUUUGAAGCAGUUAGUCUUGGAUGUUGUUAUCCCCUUUUAAAAUGUGAUAUUUUUUCAAUUUCCUGAGGAAAAACUGAGACAAUGGCCAAUAAUAAUCCACACAUUGUAACUGACUCGUCUAUGGCAGUUCGACACACAGUUCUGUUUGUCGUAUACUACUUCCCUCUAGUCGUCAGCGGUGUUGUUUACCGGUCUGUUACAGGUUCACAUCACAUUGGCUAUUUGUAAAAUUCUGGCCAGCUAGGUAGCAUUUGUCCUAUGUGCAUAUCUGUCAGUUUUGUAAGGCAUUUGAACACAUGGAGUGUUGAAAGCAUGACCAAAUAGAAAACACUGGGUGACACAAGAAGAACGGUCUUUUCCUUUCUUUGCUUUUUGCCUAGAGAGCCGAGUCCUCAGACCCCCACAGAAGCAUCCAUUCACUGUCUUCUUGGUAUUCUGACCCAAGCACAGCAAGCCAUCGCAGAAAAUGACAAACCUUGUUACAUUAAGAGGCAAAUCAAGUCGUUUGUUUGAUCCUUUUGGAUCUGUUAGUUACAUGUAAAAUUUGUCAUUUGGUAUCUUAUUAUUUUUUGUCGCUGUGUCUAACAUUAUAGUCAUAUUGUCCCUAGAUUUCGGGUCUGCUUAUAAAGGCCCUUUCUUAUGAGUCUGUGGAACAAUGUGACUUAAGUAAAUGGAAAAAAGAGUGAGGUGAAAUCCUUUUUAUAGGAUUUUUAUUGAGUGUAAUGUAAAGUCGAGAAGGUCGGUGUGGAUAGUGUUGCGGCUUUGUGCCUCAACCUUUUUAGUGAAACCUUUAAAAAAAAAAGAAUUUGUAAUGUAUUAAAUCAAAGAUGUUUUAAAAUCUUAAGAAACGGGAAAGCAAAACUUAUUUACCAUAUUCUCCCUGUUACCACCCAAAAACUGUUUUCUUUGUUUCAUUCUUAUCAAAGAAUGUAGAUUUGCAACUUAUAGGUAUGCAUAUUUGAAAGCUUGUUUUCAAGGUACAGUUUUCCUCACAAUACACUGGCUAAAAUAAAGACUGCUCCUUUGUAUCACAUGUAACCCUGUUAUUGUUAAACUCAUUACAUCAUACAUAUAUACAUUAUUUCAUAUAUGUUUUUAUUUAUACACAUUAGAGAUGCUAAUAAAUUUUAUUUUUAAAA
Molecule: messenger RNA, 2990 nt
Organism: Larimichthys crocea (large yellow croaker)
Lineage: Eukaryota; Metazoa; Chordata; Actinopteri; Sciaenidae
Gene: prkacbb
Product: protein kinase, cAMP-dependent, catalytic, beta b
Exons: 10
Coding region: 537-1592 (351 amino acids)
Biological process (GO): protein phosphorylation
Cellular component (GO): cytosol; cAMP-dependent protein kinase complex; nucleus
Molecular function (GO): ATP binding; cAMP-dependent protein kinase activity
Source: RefSeq, a predicted model, not a curated record